This is a messenger RNA of Apis cerana (Asiatic honeybee), 717 nucleotides long. RefSeq names its product chromatin accessibility complex protein 1 (gene Chrac-16). Gene Ontology annotation, biological process: chromatin remodeling; DNA-templated DNA replication. Gene Ontology annotation, cellular component: nucleus; CHRAC. The record is from RefSeq and is a predicted model, not a curated record. Lineage: Eukaryota; Metazoa; Arthropoda; Insecta; Hymenoptera; Apidae. Gene Ontology annotation, molecular function: protein heterodimerization activity.
UGAAUAAUUAUAUAAAGAAUUCAAAAAUUGGCGGCAAUUGAUUAACGGUUACUAUCUGUUAGUUUACAUUUCAUACUUAAGGUAAAUCAAUUUUUAGUAAGAAUGACUGCGCAAGGAUCACCUGCUAAAAUGAAGGAAUUACGUUUACCUAUAUCAAGAGUAAAAACAAUUAUGAAAAGUUCCCCUUACGUGGAUACAAUCGGUCAAGAUGGAUUAUAUUUAGUCACAAAAGCUACGGAACUAUUUAUACAUUAUCUAACGGAAGAGGCACAUUUGCAAAGCAACAAAGGAAAUUUUUUAGACUACAAACAUCUAGCAGAAGUGGUACAAACAAAUGAUACAUUGGAAUUUCUCAGGGAAAUAAUGCCUAGAAAGAUAACAGUGAGACAAUUCAGAGAAAUGAUGGCUGCCAAGAAUUCACAUAGCAGUUCAUCAGAAAAUAGUUCAGACUCUGACAGUGAUAGUGAAUCAGACACAGAUUCUUGUUCUGAUAGUGAUGAUAGAAAAGCAGAUGAUAAUUCAUCAAAUAGUGAACAAGAAAGUAUAGAAAAAGAGAAUGGAAAAUGUGAUUCCAUUAGUGACAAAAGUGAAGCAAGUGAAAAAAGUGACAGUGAGGAUGAAACCAAGAGAUAAAAAAAAAAAACAAAUAUUCUAUUUAAUAUUUUCAUAAGACAGGCUCUCUGAUUAUUUAAGAAAUAUUUCAAAUACAAUUAAAAA